GGUUAGACAUGCAACGGUGGUCGGGCGUUCUUCUCAUUUCGCUGUGUUGUUUGCUUCGUGGGGCGCUCGCAUAUACCGAACCAAUCUAUGAAAUCGUCGAAGAAGACAUACCAGCAGAGGAUAUCGAAGUGACUCGGACCAACGAGAAACAAGACGGUCGGGUAUUCUCAAAAAGAGACUUUGAUGGGGCGAUGCCAGGUGUGUUGCGCUUUGGAAAACGUGGAGGUGUUUGGGAAAAAAGAGAAAGCAGUGUGCAGAAAAAAGAAAUGCCGGGAGUGCUCCGUUUCGGUAAACGUGCAUAUUUUGACGAGAAGAAAAGUGUUCCAGGAGUUCUUCGCUUCGGGAAACGCUCAUAUUUCGAUGAGAAGAAAAGUGUUCCAGGCGUUCUUCGUUUCGGAAAACGUGAUGUGCCAAUGGACAAACGGGAGAUCCCAGGAGUGUUGAGAUUCGGAAAGAGAGAUUACAUGGCUGAUUCGUUCGACAAGCGCAGUGAAGUGCCCGGAGUUCUCCGUUUCGGAAAACGCGAUGUUCCCGGUGUAUUGAGAUUUGGAAAGCGAUCCGACUUGGAAGAGCAUUACGCAGGGGUUUUGCUCAAGAAAAGUGUGCCAGGUGUUCUCCGAUUCGGACGGAAGUAAAUUAUGAAUGUGAAUGUAAAAUGUGCCAGCGACAAUUCGAUGAUCUCGUUGUUUUUCUUCUUUUCUUCCGAGCGUCUCAUUUCAAUCACUUAAUAUUAAGUUUUUGUCUCUUUUCAACAAUGAUACUAAACGUUGUCAAUUCUAGAGCUCCAUACGAUUAAAUGAAUCAUUUCCUGUU
Molecule: messenger RNA, 813 nt
Organism: Caenorhabditis elegans
Lineage: Eukaryota; Metazoa; Nematoda; Chromadorea; Rhabditida; Rhabditidae
Gene: flp-18
Product: SVPGVLRF-amide 3
Exons: 7
Coding region: 9-635 (208 amino acids)
Cellular component (GO): extracellular region
Source: RefSeq, marked reviewed